Messenger RNA from Verruconis gallopava, 1143 nucleotides. RefSeq lists its product as uncharacterized. NCBI's taxonomy places the organism in Eukaryota, Fungi, Ascomycota, Dothideomycetes, Venturiales, Sympoventuriaceae. Gene Ontology annotation, molecular function: RNA binding. The record is from RefSeq and is a predicted model, not a curated record. The transcript is spliced from 5 exons. The coding region runs from base 240 to 887 and encodes 215 amino acids.
AAAGCAACUGCGCAACAGAAGACUAUAGCCUUAAGCCUGCCAGCACCGCUGUGCUUCUUUGGUCAACCAUAAUCACUUCGCGAUUUGCUGAGGUCUGAUGCAGUGAUUCGCACGAGGCGCCUGUGCACUAUUUUUGCAACAUUGCUUUGACCCUAGAACGCAGGCACAUCACAUCGAACCUCUACCUGCUGAGAUCGCGAGACGAGCAUAUCCAAAUACCAACACGAGAACCGACAAUAAUGUCUGAGAAUAGUAACAGGGGAGAUGAAGAGGCUCGCCUCGACAUCCAGGAGGACAACUAUGAGACUGAAGAUCUCGACAAGAUGAAGGCACGCCUUGCUGCCAUCGAAGAGGAGUCAGCGCGUCUAGCUAAAAUGGAAAACGAGCAUGAACAGUCCACCAAUCCUAACUAUAGCGGCCCGCACGGAGGUCGUGAGCGCAGAGAGGACGUCGAUGCUCGCAGCGUCUUUGUAGGAAACGUCGACUAUGGCGCAUCACCUGAAGAAAUACAGGACCACUUCAAAAGUUGUGGUAGCAUCAACCGCGUAACGAUAUUGCUGGACAAGCACACGGGACAUCCAAAAGGGUAUGCAUAUGUGGAGUUUGCAGACCCAAGCCUCGUCAACAACGCCUUGGUUCUAAACGACAGCGAAUUCCGGGGCCGGCAAUUGAAGGUCACCCUUAAGCGCACCAACCUACCAGGUAUGCAUCGAGGACGUGGAAGGGGUGGUCCCAUGAGUGGUUUUGGUGGCCGUGGCGGAUUUCGAGGCGGUCGCGGCGGUCCUUUCGGAGGCAACUACGGCCCUCCACGAGGCAUUGGGGGAGGUUAUCGUGGUGGUGGACGUGGUCGUGGUCGUGGGGACUUCAGACAUACCCCAUAUCAGUGAGAUAUCCCUGGCUAGCCCUUCAAGCAGACCAGCACGUCGGAUAACGGUCUCUUAUUUUUUUUCCUUUCUAUUUAACGGCUUGCUACCUAACGUGUACAAGACGAAAAAGGGUUCGUCGAAUCAAGACUCAAGCUUUCUUGGCAAGCACUGGCUCUAAUGUAUCACUAAUUUGGAAAUAAAAUCCAAUUAUAGCAAGUUUGAAUCAAGUACUUAGCCAAUGUUAUCUUUUUUGGUGCAUAUUACAUUGGUAUUUGAG